This is a messenger RNA of Naegleria lovaniensis, 849 nucleotides long. RefSeq lists its product as uncharacterized. The transcript has a single exon. NCBI's taxonomy places the organism in Eukaryota, Heterolobosea, Eutetramitea, Acrasida, Naegleriidae. The coding region runs from base 1 to 849 and encodes 282 amino acids. The record is from RefSeq and is a predicted model, not a curated record. Gene Ontology annotation, biological process: vesicle-mediated transport. Gene Ontology annotation, cellular component: membrane.
AUGAGCCACAGUCCUUCGUUCUCUUCGGAUCAACCUCAAUUACGGUUCGCCAUGGUGGGAUUGUUCCGAGAAGCUCUCAAUGAUCAUUCUAAUUUAUUGAAUACCUCUCACUAUUAUGAAUCUCAAAGUAACAAUAAUAAUGAACCAUCAUCAUGUAUUUUAAUUGGUGAAUUCUAUAGAGGCUUAACCAGCAGUACUCAAAUUUCGCAGCAACAACAUGCUCAAAUGACCCGACAAAUUUGUUUAAAAAUUGGAGAUAAAGUAUCUCAUACAAAUCACAAACGAACUCUAACACAGGGUUCUUUAAAUUUCCAUUACAAGGUGGUUGAUAACAAGUAUAUUUUCAUUGUUUGUGCGGAUUCGGAAUGUCCAUUGAGGAUUUGUUAUAACUUUUUGGAUGAUUUAGAAACUCAAUUUAAAAGACAAGGUUAUGAUAACGAGGGACUCUCUAAUUCCCAUUUUAAACCAAUAUCCAACAUGAUUAAGGAUCGAAUGGCACAUUAUAACAAUUUAGAAAAUGAUAAAAUUUACAAAUUGAAAAAUCAGAUAGAUGCUACCAAGGAUGUCAUGAUUUCUAACAUUGAUAAAGUAAUUGAGAGAGGUGAACGAUUGGAAGUAUUGGCAGAGAAAACUGAUGAGCUACAGGAUCAUGCAUUUGGAUUCAAAACCAAAAGCAAGAAGCUGAAAAACACCAUGAAAAAGAGAAUCAUUCUACUUGCUGUGAUAUUGAUUGUAAUUUUUGUGAUUAUUGUACUGAUUGCAGUAUUUGCUGGUUGCAAUUUCCCAUCCUUUGAUCGAUGUAGAGUCACUUCUAACAACAACAACAAUAAUGGCAAUAACAAUCAAUAA